Messenger RNA from Aethina tumida (small hive beetle), 667 nucleotides. RefSeq lists its product as uncharacterized. The record is from RefSeq and is a predicted model, not a curated record. The coding region runs from base 225 to 647 and encodes 140 amino acids. The transcript is spliced from 3 exons. NCBI's taxonomy places the organism in Eukaryota, Metazoa, Arthropoda, Insecta, Coleoptera, Nitidulidae.
AACAUUCACGCUAAGCAACCCACUUAAUCAUGCAUUAACACCCCAACGACAAUCUGGGUCGCUCCCUCGUCGGUCGCAUCUUCGUAGCUUCCGCGGUCGGUAAAUGCGCCGGCCUGAUCGCCCGAGGCAACGCGCUUUAUCAGCUGCACAUUGCCGCGGCGGCUGCCGGUCCGCCGUCCCCUACGUCCGUAUGUCAGUUCCGACGUUGGUGGGAUGUAGGUGCGAUGAUCCCGCCGAGAUAUUGGCUCCACGUGCUGCUACUCCUGUCGGUCGCCUUAUCGACCGGAUUUUCUCAAGCAAAAAACCUGAGUUGUUAUCAAUGCAUCAGACAUUCGGAAGAGGAAUGUCUUCCUCAAGAUUUGAAACAAUGCGGUUCGAAACACGACAGAUGCGUGUUUCAUACAUCUAAAUCAGCCCAGAAAGGAAUUGUAGUGAAAAGAGAAUGCGGACUAGCUCCUUGCGGUUUCGACGACGAAAUGGUCGCUAAAGGAUUGGGAAUGGGCGGUACAUGCGAUCGAAGCAAAGAUGAAUAUUUUUGUUUUUAUUGUUGUAGUCACGAUGGUUGUAACAAAAACGUAGCAGGGAAAGUAAGAUUUUCCUCGUUUAUUCUUGUAUCCAUAACAGUUUUUAGUACUAUAUUUAUAUGAAUAAAGAAGUUGUGUAAUAA